AUGUCGAGUAAAAGAAGGAAUUCUCUAUGCUUAGAUGACUAUGAAGCUAAUAUUGUGGCUCCGCAAGAUGAAUUGAGUACAAGGAUCCCUAAGAUAACACAUGUUAAAAGUAGUCUGACUUUAGAUGAUCUUGAUAUGGUUUCUUUGCACACAGAAUUCGAUCAACAGAUGUUAUUAGGGUUUCCGAUGUAUGCUGAUGGCAUCGAAAAUGCUACGUUUAAUGAUAAAUUGAGUUUUAAUAUGUUUAAUAAACAGAACGGAUCACUGGAGCAUGGUAGCUCCACAUCAAUCGUGGAUGAAUCCAAUACUAAUGAAAGUGUGUUAAAUUCAGAUACAUAUGUAGACGAUGAUAUUCAAGCAAUGAAUACGACGAUUAAUCGUGUUAAUCAAAAUAGAAUAAAAUAUAUAAAACGUUCAAUGCAAGAUAACUUGUCGGAUUUUAAAAAUGAUGUAAAUAAUUGGUUAAUGUAUCCGAAACCGCUACCUAAAUUUUGGAGAUUCGAUAGAGAUAAAAGGUUUCAAAACUUCAGGAAAAGUGAUAAUGAAAUCGAUCCAUUAUUUGAUUUGAAACAUGAAACUAAUUAUGCUGCAGAGUAUGGAUGUAAUUCGGAUAGUAAUGAUGAUAUCCGUGAGGGUGACGACGAUAAUGAGGAAGAGGAUAACUUUACUGCCAAUCAAAAGUAUCAAAAUGAUUUCUUUCAAUUUACUCUCCCAGUUGAUAGAAAGACAAAAAGCCAUAUUGUUGAACCAUAUAAAAAAUUAGGUGAAGUGUCUUAUGUGGGUGAAUAUUUUAGUAUCACCCACUAUCAACAUUUAUUAAAAAAUUAUAAUGAGAAAUAUGAUGUUAAGGAUUUUUAUUGUAGAGAUCCAGAUUAUUUGGACAAAACAUCAGAAAUCCCAUCCUUUGAAGAAUUCUGUGAAGAUUUUUUUAAUCUUCUGCAAGUGUUACAAAAUAGAAACUUUAAUGUAAUUGCAGAAAAAAGAUUAGUUUAUUUGAAUAAUAAAUUUGAUUUGUUCCAACAUUUAAACCAAAGAAGAGAAAUUCAAGAGAAUAAGCAUGUGCCAUACAGAGAUUUUUACAAUUGUAGAAAAGUUGACAGAAACUUUUAUUUAAGUGGUUGCGUACAGCAAAAACAAUUAUGUGAUUUUAUAUGGGAAAAAAUUAAUAUAGAACCUGAAAGAAUCGUUUAUGUGGAUGAAAAAUUGAAUAAAGAAUACAAAUUAAUAGACAUAUUUCAACUUGAUCUGGAUGAAAGAAUCGAUCCUAAUGCAAUAGGAUUUAAAAUUAUUGAUGAUGAAUUUUUAGACUGGUAUAAAUUGUUUUAUUUAACAAAUUAUCAUAUUAUACCACAUUCAAAUUUUACGAAAGGUAAUAUUGAAACACUACCGCCAUUGACACCUAAACAUUUAAAAUUUUAUUUAAUUGCAACUACAUUUCUGGAAUUUAAUAACUAUAUGGAUGGUGAAUAUCUAGCUGAGAUAUUCAUCAAGUAUGUAAUACACUAUUUGGAAUUGAAUAAAUAUUUACUGGCGCAGGUAACCGUUGACUUCCAAUUUUAUGAUAUAAAAUCAACUUCGGGAAAACCAUUGGACCCGUUGACGCAUUAUUGCCAUGUUAAUAAUUGGUGGAUCAGAUUCUCAAAUUGGAUCUCUAAAUGGAAUGUAGUCUCAAAUAACAUCAGAUGGAAUGUAAAUAUCACAAGAUUGUAUCCAAGAUUAUUUUCAUUGAAAUUAGUAGAAAAUUUCAAAGGCUUUCUGGAUUAUAUCUUCAAACCAUUAUUUGAUGAAGAUAAUAUUAAUAAAAAUAUUAAUUUACAGUAUUUUCUAUCCACAUUAGCCGCCAUGGACUUAUCCGUGAAAAAUUCAGAUAGUUAUAUAUGGAAAGCAUUUACAAAUAUUAGGACCACACCAAAUGAUUGGAUAUCAAAAGGUGAUAAUCCGCCUGUUGCUUAUUACAUGUAUUAUUUGUUUCAGAAAAUAUCAAAAUUUAAUAUAAUGAGAAAUAUUAGGAAACAGAAUUCAAUUGUAUUAAGAAAUUCAAGUUCAACAUUGAGGAAUAGAACAUCCCAAUUUGGUACAUCAAUGUAUUUCUCAGAACAUGCGGAAUGCUUAGCUGCGAAUAUUCUUUUAUCAAACGGUGGAAUGUUGUCAAGUUAUCCUAUAUGGUCUGCCACCCCACUAACUCAAUAUUUCUAUUAUUUACUACAAAUUCCAAUGAUCGCCUCACCUCUGUCAUCUGUAUCGUCACUUGAGAAUAAUAAUUUUCAAAACAUAGAUCCUACUGAAGAAGAAGCAAUAUACAGUUUAAAAAUGAGGGAUAUCACCUUAAAUGAAUCCAUCUGUUAUUCUAAAAACCCUUAUAUGAAAUUGUUCCAAAUAGGUAUGAAAAUAUCACUAUCCUGUCAAUCCAUUUUAUUUAAUAAGUCAUAUACCAGAGAACCGUUAAUGGAAGAAUAUAGUGUUGCAGCUAGUAUAUAUUUAUUAAACGCAGCUGAUGUAUGUGAAUUGGCAAGAAAUAGUGUAAUAUGCAGUGAUUUUGAUGGUUGGUACAAAAGACAUUGGUUGGGUGUCACCAUUGAAAGAACUUUAUAUGAACAUGAUACAAUCGGUGCAUCUAAUGUCUGGUAUGAUAUUAACGGUCCAUAUGGGCGUAAAGGUACGUCGAUGAGGCACAAUGUUCCAUUUAUUAGAAGAACAUAUAGGAAUAAGACAUUGAAUCAAGAAUGGAUUUACGUUAACGAGCAACUAUAA
Molecule: messenger RNA, 2751 nt
Organism: Tetrapisispora phaffii CBS 4417
Lineage: Eukaryota; Fungi; Ascomycota; Saccharomycetes; Saccharomycetales; Saccharomycetaceae
Exons: 1
Coding region: 1-2751 (916 amino acids)
Biological process (GO): IMP salvage
Cellular component (GO): cytosol
Molecular function (GO): AMP deaminase activity
Source: RefSeq, a predicted model, not a curated record